AACACCAUCUUCCUCUACCUCCUCUGCUAGCAUCACUCGGUGUAGACGCGGGGACAGGGGGGCAAAAGGCGCGUCCGCUUUCUGCAGGGGACGAGUAGAGCAGAGCGGACUGUUUCGGUGUAAUUCUGCACGGAAACCAGGUCCGAGCGAAGAUUAAUCCAUCUGCCGGAGGAGAGGACGCCACCGAGCAGCACCAUCCAGAGAGAACCGUCAUUUUAUCAAGUGUAAAAACAAGGCUUUCUUGCGGACUGCAUUUUUCUUCUUACAUUUUAUGUGUGCAGAGGGGAAAUCAGCAUAAGAAAGGAACUGACAUAAUUUUAAAACGGGAAAUACGGAUGGAUAUGUAUAGAAUGCUGAUUACUUAUUGAAUGAUAUUAAUAUUACCCCCGAAGAAAAACGUCGGAUCUCUCGCGUGUAGGCUAUCCUAGAUCAAUUUACACUCACAUUUGUUAUAUGAGUUGAGGAAAUCGGUGUUUAUGCUAGACGAGUUCGUUGCAUAAGGAACGCGUCAAAAAAGUGGUAGGAUAAACGCCGUAAAGCUGGCACGAGCCGAGAGAACGACACAGCCUUGCGUAUAUGAAUAGGCUAUCCAUGUUAGAGUAUACGCAUCGGCCUUACAUUUCCAUUUACUCUUGAAAUACCCACCAUUUUAAUCAAUCGUGGCUGCUUGUAUUCUCAGCUAUUUACAUUUAUAAGGCCAUAUCCCUAGGGGAUUUUUGGGAGGACAUUCUGGAAUCAGGGCGAUACGUUAGCUAUUUAUUUUGGGGCUCAAUUGCCGUUUAAUUGUCGAAGGUGACGCCACAGAGAGAAGAUGUCGGGACAAACGCUGACGGAUCGCAUUGCUGCUGCUCAGUACAGCCUCACGGGAUCGGAGGUGGCUCGUGCUGUCUGCAAAGCCACCACGCACGAGGUGAUGGGGCCCAAGAAAAAACACCUGGAGUACCUCAUCCAGGCAACCAAUGAAACCAAUGUGAACAUCCCGCAGAUGGCUGACACGCUUUUUGAGAGGGCGACCAACGCCAGCUGGGUGGUGGUUUUCAAGGCCCUGGUCACCACACAUCACAUGAUGGUCCAUGGAAAUGAGAGGUUCAUCCAGUAUCUGGCCUCCAGGAACACACUCUUCAACCUCAGCAAUUUCCUGGACAAGACCGGCUCUCAUGGCUACGACAUGUCAACCUUCAUCAGACGCUACAGCCGCUACCUGAACGAGAAGGCGUUUGCGUAUCGACAGAUGGCCUUCGACUUCGCCCGAGUGAAGAAGGGUGCUGACGGGGUGAUGAGGACGAUGAGCACAGAGAAGCUCUUGAAGGGCAUGCCAACUCUCCAGGGCCAGAUCGACGCUUUGCUGGAGUUUGAUGUUCAUCCUAAUGAACUUAUAAAUGGAGUGAUCAAUGCAGCAUUUCUCCUGCUUUUCAAGGACCUGAUUAAGUUGUUCGCCUGCUAUAACGAUGGGAUUAUUAAUUUACUAGAGAAAUUUUUUGAAAUGAAGAAAGGACAAUGCAGGGAUGCCCUUGAGGUGUACAAGAGAUUCCUCACACGAAUGACCAGGGUGUCCGAGUUCCUAAAGAUAGCGGAGCAAGUAGGGAUCGACAAAAAUGAUAUUCCUGAACUUACUCAGGCCCCUGAGAGUCUCCUGGAAUCCUUGGAGACACACCUGAACACUCUUGAGGGGAAGAAAGGGUCACCAACUAAGGGGUCUCCUUCGAAUAACGGCACACCAACCAGCACUCCAGCCAAGACCUCCGACUCCACCUCUCCCCCUCCCGAGCCCUUUCCCACCGGGGCUGCCUCCAAUGCUCUGUCUAAUGACCUGUUGGAUCUUGACCUCCUGUCAGCCGCCCCCCAGCCAGCAGGGGCAGCAGCUGCAGCUGCUCCAGCCACAUCGUCCUGGGGAGAUCUCCUCGGGGAAGAUUCCCUGACUGGUCCUGCAGCGCCCGCUAGCACCUCCGAGGCUCUUCUGUCUGAACCAGCCCUCACUGCAGACUCCGCCCCCGCUCCAGCCACCACCACAGCCACCGCUGCACCCGCUGCCACGGCAACCGCUGCUCCGCCGGCCGCUGAGGCCACACCCGCUUCUGCAGUUACCCCCGCCCCCGCCCCUGCUCCAGCAUCCUUGCCCGUCCCCCCCGCGGCCUCGGCCCCCUCAGACAUGGAUCUCUUUGGAGAUGCAUUUGCAGCUUCUCCAAGUGACGGUCCUGCUACCGGGGAGGACGGGGCAAUACCCACACCCAUUCCUGCUGCGGAUGUAUGUGCUGGUAAUGACCCCUUUGCCCCGUCUGAAGGCAGUGCAGACGUUGCCCCAGAGCUGGACCUCUUUGCGAUGAAGCCCGUAGAGACCAGUGCCACUGUAGUGACCCCCACCUCCAGCAUCGCGCCAGCCAUCGCCCCCCCGGCCCCAGCCCCCACCACGCCCGCCCCCCCCUCCACCAACGCUGCCGCUGCCCCCCCAACGCUAGAUAUCUUUGACGAUUUAUUUGAUUCAAUGCCUGAGCAAAGCUCCUCCACAGCAUCCAAAGCAGACGCUACCCCUAGCGUAGACCUGUUUGGGGCAGAUCUCCCUGCGACCUCACGAGGCUCCUCUCCUUUACCUGAAGCCAAUGUGACUGCCGAUCUCCUUUCCGAUGCGUUCUCCGCACCAGUGCCAGUGGCCCCGCCUGCUCCCACAUCUCCUGUCAAAACAGAUGCCGGAGAUGUGCUGGACCUGUUUGGGGACACGUUUGGCAGUCCUGGGGAAUCCCAGCCUGCCGCGCCUGGAGUGCCUGCCACUGACCUGCUGGGAGAGCUGAUGACCCCCAGCCCAGCUCUUGCUCCAGCAGUCACCCCGUCUCUAGCCCCGUCCCUAGCCCCGUCCCUAGCCCCGUCCCUAGCCCCGUCCCUAGCCCCUGCCCCUGCCCCGGUGCAGAAUAACCUCCUGCAGUCUGGCUUUGAGCCCGCCUUCACCUCGCCACCAGCCUCUGCCCCUGCAGUCCAGCCCGGUGGCUUUGAUCCAUCAGUGUUUGAUGGAUUAGGGGACCUGCUCAUGCCUGCCGUGGCCCCACAGGGACCUCCAGUAGUCCCCAUGGCUGGGGUAGGGGCUGGGGUGGGGGCAGCAGGGGCUCCACCUGCAAAGGCAAUUGGGGGUGACCUGGACUCAUCUCUAGCAAGCCUGGUUGGAAAUCUGGGCAUGGGAAAUCAGAAGAAGGACAUGCAGUGGAACGAGAAGAAACUGACGGGCGGGGCCAGUUGGCAGCCGCAGGUUGCCCCCACCAGCUGGGGUGCCCCCGGCUCACAGAUGCCUGGCUCCUCCCCUGGGGCUCCUGGGGCCACGCCCCCAGCCGGAGCCAUGCCCCCUCCCAUGGGAGCGCAGCCAGGAUUCGGCAUGUCUCCUGUGGGUGCAACUGGAGCUCCCAUGAUGCCUCAGAUGUUCCCCCAGCCUAUGAUGAGACCACAGUUCCCAGGAGCACCCGGAGCGCCGCUUUCCCCAGGGCCUGGCGCUGCUCUCCAGAGCCCCAAAAAGCCUCCCACCAAGGACCCCCUGGCAGAUCUCAACAUCAAGGACUUCUUAUAAACCUCCAGUUGCUCUGGACCUCACCCCUACCCCCCUGCCAAUAACAGCACCCCCGAAAGCAUCUGCAUGGUGUCCUGCCCAACCUCCGAGGACACCGGAAGAUCCCAGCAAGAUAACGGAAACCUAUAUUCCCACCUCCACCCCUGCCCAGCCCUUACCUGCUCCACUCUGUCUUACCUAAUAGCACAAACCGUGUGUGGCCCUGAAGAGUGUGCUUAUCUCUAUGUUCCUGAAAGCGAAACUGAAAAAGACAAAAAAAAACCUCAAAUCAAAAAAAAUAAAUAAAAGGUGUACUUUGAUCCUCCCUUUUUCAAUGUUGGCGUUUGAGUCGAAUGAUGCGCGUGUGUGCGUGUGUGUUGAUGCCUUUUUUGCGCUUUAGCUCCGCCCCCUUUCAAGGUGACGGGUGGGUGGCCGUCCUGUAGUGAGCGGUGUUUGUGUCGUUUGUGCCGGAAGGUUUUUGAUGUAUAUAAAUCUCACAAAAUCCCAGGAUUUUCUCUCUACACUGUAUAUCUGCUCCAGAAAGCAUAUUGAUGUGAACCUGAUCUAACUACGAACUACAAGUCAUGUGACGUUUAACUCAUCACUAGUCAUGAAUCUUAACUUGUUUCAGAAAACAAAUAUAUAUAUUAUAUAUAUACAUAUAUAAUGUGCAGGAUUCUGAAACCUACAACACCCUCCAUUGUUUUUCUGUCAUUAUUUUUAUUUUUAUUUUUUCAUUCGUUGUUUUGCAAAUUUAUCACAUUCCAGGUUUGAUGCUAAAUGUUAUUUAUUUUUUUGUGAAUUUCUUUGUUCGAUAAUUGUCAAAUAAAGUGACCAUAUGCAUUUCAGGAUAUUUUAUCUGCACAUGAAAUUAUUUAUUCUUUUUUCUUAUUUGAGAGAAAAAAGUUAUAUUUUUAGUUAUUAUUGUAGAUAUAAAAAUUAAACAUUUUUAAAGUGAAAACAAUGAAUCUUUAACAGUGAACUGUCCCAGGAUGAGAUCGCGAGGCGAUAUUGCAUAAGAACUCAAAUGAAAGGCCAGACACAUUUUGUUGUCCUAAUUAACUGAUUGCCACCACAUUCGCAGUAGCCCAAGCUACAGUAAAAGAAGGGUUGGGUCUUGCCAUUCUGUUUCUCAUGAACGAUUCACUGGCCACACCAGUGAACUCUUGUGUUUUGACUCAUAGUGGUAGUGUUUUAUUACCAGACCCUGGUCAGUACUUGUAGUGUUAUUUUUGUAUUGCUGUAGAAAGAAACAUACAAAAAGUUUGGCACCUAACCUGCCCAUGGGCGUGUCCCAAACCCCACCCCUUACCCUUCUUCUCGUAGUAAGUGUGCACAUGGUGUUUUGUGUUGCUCCCUCUCAUGGUGAACAGUGGUAUUGUAGGUGGCAGCACAAGGGAAGGGUCUCUGUGCCCCCAGAAGAGGUCACUGUUGAUCAGUGUUACUUUGUGUCUCCUUCAGCAGGUAUGUGGACCAGUGGAAGGGGCCUGACUGUAGACUCUGUACUCUCCCUGAUAUACUGGGUACUCUGUGUGUUGUAUCAUUCCAAGUGGCUGUAUCGACAACUGUUGUGAAAAUGAUGAGUAGAAAAAGAAAAAAAGGUUUAAUUUUUUUGUUAAAGAUGGAUUCUGUUUGGUUUUUGAUUGACGACCUCCCCCCCUUCGCUCCCCCAGUGCAUGUGAUUCCUCUUGAGAUGCAAUAAAGACAUUGACCUACAGAAACAUCA
Messenger RNA from Conger conger (European conger), 5252 nucleotides. RefSeq names its product synaptosome associated protein 91a (gene snap91a). The coding region runs from base 812 to 3547 and encodes 911 amino acids. The record is from RefSeq and is a predicted model, not a curated record. Gene Ontology annotation, cellular component: synaptic vesicle; clathrin-coated pit; clathrin-coated vesicle. Gene Ontology annotation, biological process: clathrin-dependent endocytosis; clathrin coat assembly; synaptic vesicle budding from presynaptic endocytic zone membrane. The transcript has 28 exons. NCBI's taxonomy places the organism in Eukaryota, Metazoa, Chordata, Actinopteri, Anguilliformes, Congridae. Gene Ontology annotation, molecular function: 1-phosphatidylinositol binding; SNARE binding; clathrin heavy chain binding.